Messenger RNA from Akanthomyces muscarius, 501 nucleotides. RefSeq lists its product as uncharacterized. The coding region runs from base 1 to 501 and encodes 166 amino acids. The transcript has 4 exons. The record is from RefSeq and is a predicted model, not a curated record. NCBI's taxonomy places the organism in Eukaryota, Fungi, Ascomycota, Sordariomycetes, Hypocreales, Cordycipitaceae.
AUGGGCCGCGGGACAAGGUUUCUCUACGAGUCGUCGAGGCGGGGGUCGCGAUGCUGCGCCAGCCGCAUAGAUGAUACGUCUGAGCCAUACAAUAAAGGCACAAAGCCGAGAAGGCCACAGACAGACAUAUUAGAAAUAGGCAAGCUAGGCACCAUGUUUUUUAUAUGCGAGCGGUCGAACCUCAUAGCAUCUGAAAACCCCAAGAAGUGUCAUUACAAACCACUCGGCAAUCUGCUUGUACCCAUCAUGCGCCCUCCUCUUCUCAGCCCCCAGGUGGCGUGGCCAGAUCAGACCACGAUCCCCCUCUCCUCGCCAUAUGAUGCCAGGCAAUUUGGGAGAUGGACAAGUUCCUUUGAGAUGUGCGCCAGUGCCUGCUUUCCCGCUCAGCAUACAAAGACCCGAGUGCGUUGCCGCGCCCGUGGCCGGCCCGACCUGCUGGAGCCUGGGUCGGCCUGUCUGGCGACAGAGCCAGCUACCGCUGGUACGUGCAUCUAUACUUAA